CUUGAACCAUAUUUUAUCGACUUGCAUCAUAUUGAGAUUCCAUCCACAUUUGUUUGAGACUGAACAAAAGUAAAAGCACGCAGUACUAAUCCUACGUUUUUUUUUGUUAUUUAGCAAGUGAUUUAGCAAGUUUAUUUCUUGCCUUACCAUUUAUCAAGCUGCGAGUAAACGCUUCCAAUCAGCUGAAUAUAUAAAUAUUCAAAACAAUGUCAGACACUGUCGGAAAGGUGAUCAAAUGCAAGGCUUUUGUGGCAUGGAAGGCAAAAGAGCCUCUGUCUCUGGAAGAAAUCGAAGUAGCACCACCGAAAGCGCACGAAGUUCGCAUCAAGAUAGCAGCUGUGGCACUUUGCCAUACAGAUGCUUACACUUUAGAUGGGUUGGAUCCAGAAGGGACAUUUCCCUGCAUACUUGGCCAUGAAGGAAGUGGCAUUGUGGAAAGUGUCGGAGAGGGUGUCGAUGAAUUUCAAUGUGGUGAUCAUGUUGUGCCACUUUACAUUCCCCAAUGUGGGGAGUGUAAGUUCUGUAAGUCACCGAAAACAAACCUGUGCAGCAAAAUUCGUGAUACUCAAGGUAAAGGCUUAAUGCCUGAUGGUACAUCUCGUUUCAUGUGCAAGGGACGGUCAAUUGCACAUUUCAUGGGUUGCUCCACCUUCUCUGAGUAUACAGUGGUAGCUGAUAUUUCUCUCGCAAAGAUUACACCUGAAGCGCCAUUGGACAAAGUAUGCCUCUUGGGUUGCGGAGUAUCCACAGGCUAUGGUGCAGCUUUAAACACUGCAAAGGUAGAGCCUGGAAGCACUUGUGGUAUAUGGGGGUUAGGAGCUGUCGGUAUGGCCGUGGCACUCGGCUGCAAGAAAUCUGGCGCAUCUCGUAUUAUCGGAAUAGAUCUUAAUCCCAACAAAUUCGAGCAAGCUAAACUCUUUGGAUGCACAGAAUUCAUUAAUCCCAAGGAUCAUGAUAAACCUAUCCAGCAGGUGUUAACCGAGAUGACUGACGGUGGACUAGAUUAUACCUUUGAAUGUGUUGGAAAUGUAAACACUAUGAGGGCCGCAUUGGAAUCCUGCCAUAAAGGAUGGGGCACGUCCGUGAUAAUAGGAGUGGCCGCGGCUGGACAGGAGAUCAGUACUAGACCGUUCCAAUUGGUCACAGGCCGAGUGUGGAAAGGAAGUGCGUUUGGCGGAUGGAAAUCAAAGCAAAGCAUACCGAAACUGGUGGAUGAGUAUCUGUCGAAGGAAUUGCUUCUCGAUGAAUUUAUCACGCACCAUUUCCCGCGCGAGAAAAUCAACGAGGGGUUUGACUUGCUGCAUUCGGGAAAUUGCUUGAGAGCUGUUAUUAAAUUCCAGUAAUUAAGUUCCUUGCUUCUCAUGCCGGCUCCAUACGGUCUUUUGAUUCUGGUGAUUUACGUGAAUCCACGAUUUACGUGAAAAAUAUACACGAUAAGAUACAUAUAUAUAUAUAUAUAUAUACAUAUGUGAGGUUUUCUAUUCACGAAUUGUACUGUUCGUUUGUUACGUACUUUUGCAUGUACUGAAUGACGAUGCUAGAAACAAAAGAGAUUCAAUAAAUUUGGUAUCAAUAUCA
Messenger RNA from Harpegnathos saltator (Jerdon's jumping ant), 1578 nucleotides. RefSeq names its product alcohol dehydrogenase class-3 Fdh (gene Fdh). Gene Ontology annotation, cellular component: cytosol. Lineage: Eukaryota; Metazoa; Arthropoda; Insecta; Hymenoptera; Formicidae. The transcript has 7 exons. Gene Ontology annotation, molecular function: zinc ion binding; S-(hydroxymethyl)glutathione dehydrogenase [NAD(P)+] activity; alcohol dehydrogenase (NAD+) activity. The coding region runs from base 207 to 1343 and encodes 378 amino acids. The record is from RefSeq and is a predicted model, not a curated record. Gene Ontology annotation, biological process: formaldehyde catabolic process.